AUGAUGUCGUCGUCUGACCUUCCGUCUACAUCUGCUUCUGUUUCACGUAUAGCCGCAAGACGCAGUUCUGCGGAUCUUAGCCAGGAGACACCGGAAGCAGCAGACCCUCUCGCCCAUAUGCAUAUGCACAGGACUCGCGUACGUACUGCUGCUAGGCGUACUUCCGCAGUUGAGCGUGUUCGCCUUCGCCGCAGCCAGACACCGGAGGAAGAAAGAGGACGUCUUGUUGCCACACGUGUUCCCAACUGUGACCAUCGCCAACGUCCAUCGGCUAACGCUCAUGAGGUGCCGCCUGUCACUGAGCACUACCUCGGUUAA
Messenger RNA from Cylicocyclus nassatus, 318 nucleotides. The record is from the annotation of a GenBank genome assembly. NCBI's taxonomy places the organism in Eukaryota, Metazoa, Nematoda, Chromadorea, Rhabditida, Strongylidae.